Messenger RNA from Phanerochaete carnosa HHB-10118-sp, 3080 nucleotides. RefSeq lists its product as uncharacterized. Bases 49 to 2352 code for a protein of 767 amino acids. Gene Ontology annotation, cellular component: cytoplasm. Gene Ontology annotation, biological process: intracellular signal transduction; protein phosphorylation. The record is from RefSeq and is a predicted model, not a curated record. Gene Ontology annotation, molecular function: protein serine/threonine kinase activity; ATP binding. NCBI's taxonomy places the organism in Eukaryota, Fungi, Basidiomycota, Agaricomycetes, Polyporales, Phanerochaetaceae. The transcript has 2 exons.
GACAACAUUCGCGUUUCUCGCCGCGUCGGAAAGGAGAACGACCCGAAGAUGAUUGGCCUUUGGAAAAUCGGAAGAACCAUUGGAAAGGGCAGCUCAGGACGUGUGCGCAUAGCUCGUCACUCGAAGACCGGCCAAUACGCCGCGGUCAAGAUCGUCUCCAAGAGCGUGCUCAACUCCCGUCUCUCGCUGAGACAUAUGGAUGAAGAAGCCAAGCGUGUUCUGCACGGCAUCGAGCGCGAAAUCGUGAUCAUGAAGCUGAUCGAGCACCCGAACAUUAUGCGCCUCUACGACGUUUGGGAGACAUCUACGGAGCUGUACCUCAUCCUCGAGUAUGUCGAAGGCGGCGAACUUUUCGACUACCUUUGCGACAAGGGCCGUCUCUCUACCUCCGAAGCGCUUGGGCAUUUCCAACAGAUAAUCACCGCCGUGAACUAUUGCCACCGCUUCAACGUCGCACAUCGCGACCUCAAGCCCGAAAACUUGCUCCUCGAUCGCGAUGGGAACAUCAAGGUAGCGGAUUUCGGCAUGGCCGCGUGGCAAGGCAAGAGCGAUCUACUACAGACUGCAUGCGGCAGCCCACACUAUGCCGCGCCCGAGGUCAUCAUGGGCAAGUCGUACAACGGUGCUUGCUCUGACGUGUGGUCGUGCGGUGUAAUUCUCUACGCGCUGCUCGCUGGUCGGUUACCAUUCGACGACGAAGACCUCGGCAUGCUCCUUGAGAAGGUCAAGAUCGGCAAGUACAUCAUGCCUAGGGAAGUUGACUCCCGCGCACAGGACUUGAUCUCGCGAAUGCUCGAGAAGGACGUCACGAAGCGCAUCACUGUGGACGAGAUCCUCAAGCAUCCCUUCUAUACGUCUCAACCCCCGAAGGUGAUGCCCUACGAGGCCCCCAGCCUCGAUGAUAUUGCGCGUCCUCUACCCAGCGACGAUGACGUUGACUCAGACAUUCUUGCAAACCUCCGUACCCUUUGGCCGGGAGUCUCCGACGUGCAGCUCAAGGAGAACCUCACUAGCGACAAACAGACCCGGGAGAAGGGCGUUUACCACCUGCUUGUCCGCUAUCGCGCCAAGCGUCUAGAGAACUACGACGAGGACGAGGAGAAGCAAGCGGAACAGCGGAGGACCAAGAAGGCCAAGAAGAAGAGCCAGCGAGUCAGGAUCGCUGAGGAUCUUCCACCGCGCACUGGACCGCCCACUCCCCGUCGGGCACGCAGGUCUGAGCCUGACACCACUCCUGAGAGCAACGUUCGCCAGCUGACCGCAACUGGGUCCGAAGUCUUCACCCCCGAUGUGACAUCGUCUGCCCGGGGAGAUUUUAGCGACGUCGAGUCCCUCGCCUCCCCCGAUGCUAGCCAGCUCAAUGCCCCGGAGAUGCGCGACGAGCGCAUCCAGAACUUCUUCCAGCAGAUCGUCGAGCACCUCAACGUCAUGCAGACCAGCGGCCGUUCGAACCAGAAGCGGUCCACGGGAAGCGCGGCACCUUCUCCUGCCGCGACAGCGCCGCCGCCGCCUACGCCGUUGACUGUCAAUCUCGGUACGCCAUUCAACGUGCGCGCGGGCACGGGCGACUACCUUGCAGGCAUGGAUACCUUCGCGGAUAUGGUACGCGCAGGCAAAACGACACGUCCACUCAGCAUCCGACGGCGCCACACGGACAAGGAGAACGUGUCGGAGUACUUGUCAGCAGAUCAGCACUGGCCGGAACGCAAGUCGUCGCUGCGGAGCAGUAGCACAGCGGACAGCGGCCGCACCGAUAAGCGCGUUUCAAUCGUCGAGCCAUCCAUCAACGCUAAGGGGCGGGGCAGAGACUCGAAGCUGCGCAAGAAGUACAGCACCCGGUCAGAUCGAUCGACCAGUUCGUCUGGUUCGUCCUCCGGAGACAGUGGAUCGUACUUCUUAAACUCGACGCCGAAACGCAGCUGGUUCGGGGGCUUCUUCCGCUUCGGACCUGCGUCGUACCAGCUGCUCUCCACCCAGGACGCACAGGUUACGCGGAGCGAGUGCAAGCGGAUCCUCGAGGAAAUGGGCGUUACUGCAACGCUCGUGCAGGCGGAGGGCAUGGGAAUACUCAAGUGCAGGCUGGAGGAGACGCGAGACCCGGCGGGGGCGAUGGUAACGGUCAAGCCUGUGAAAUUCCGUGUGGAGAUGCGGAUACCGACCACGGUGCAGGCAGUCGCUGGAUUUACUGUGGCACUGAACGUAGUGAUGGAGAAGGGCGCGCAUUCGAGUUUCAAGCUUAUUUACGGGAGACUAAGGAGGGAGUGGGAGCUCGAUGCGUCGCCGUCGGGAUAUGUGAUGGAAUGUCGCGCGGAAGAUGACGAUAGGUUUGUCGAAGUGGUGUAUGCGUCAUAGAUAAUGUUCAAUUUAUUUUUCGUCGUCUGGACGUCCCGAGAGCAAAUGCUCAUGGAGUCUGUGUUCUGUGAUAUGGUAAUUCUGUAAUCAUCCAGGGUAGUCGAGAUUAUUGUACAGAUGAUUGUGCAGGAAUUUCAUCCAUCCCCGUGAUCGUUGAAGAGAAGCGAGAGAUAGGAUCGAGUAAUAAAGGUGCUUCGAGCUCAUCCAUGACAACAUCCUCCGAAUUCGCCGAUGGAGCGUUUGUUGCUGCGAUUAUUGGCUGCGGCUUCGGAAGCUUAGGUAGCGAAGGGUGAUUACCCCACCUUGCCACAGCGAAGGCCUCGGACGAGGAGCUGAAGAUUCGGAUGGAGCGCAGCUGUUUUAUAAAUGAUGGCGACUUUUGAUCCCACUGUUUAAACAGAGCUACAUUGGCUGGCUCUGUGAGAUCUAUGACCUCUGUAAAGAAGUGAGUGAGGGAGCGGUACGGAGCGAUGCUGCACAGAGCGCACCUAGACCCGUGCGAUACUCUUCGCUCUCUCGUAGCUUUAGCUCCUCAAUCUUCUGUUCCUUAGCACUCUUCGGGCGACCAGGUCUUCUCGCGGCCUUUUCCUCUUCGAGCAUUCCGUCGUACCUAGCAAGCCAGACGUUGCGUACUAUCGUAUGAAGGUCCUCGAGAGUUAGGACCCCCUCCCGCGGUGUCGCAUGAAAAAAGAAGCUGUGGAUAUCCGCUAAGUCACACUCUUAGCGAC